This is a messenger RNA of [Candida] anglica, 1206 nucleotides long. Lineage: Eukaryota; Fungi; Ascomycota; Pichiomycetes; Serinales; Debaryomycetaceae. The record is from the annotation of a GenBank genome assembly.
AUGCACUCAACUUCAAUUUCAGUAACUCCCUUGGACUCUGCUCCAUUUGGUGCUAAGGUAACAUUACCUGAGUAUGCCAAAAAUGAUCCUGCCAAUCUUACUGAUGAAGAUUUCGAAACUCUUUUCAAUGGAGUACACAAACAUCUUGUUGUGGUGAUCCCAAACCAAGCGGAACUUUCUCCUAAGUCCCAAUACUUGAUCACGAAAAGAUUUGACCCAAGUAUUCCCGAACCAAAGGAGGUUGAAGGUGCUGGAUCUGGUGCUGGAUAUGGUCAUGGUAAGGAAUUUAGACAUGAGCAAUCAGUACUUAAGAAGGAUGGAACCACCGUUAAAUCUCAACCACAGGUACAAAUCUUGGGUCAGGGGAAAUUUGGUGCCGAUGAACCAGGUAAUGAAAAUGGUGAAGAUAUCUCAUUGACCCAUCCAUCGCAUACCACUUUCCAUCAUACUCCAUUGACUGAACAACAAAUCAAGGAGGAAAACAGAACUAGAUUCUACAGAUGGCACAUUGAUUCGGCUUUGUACGACUUGUCUCCACCAGUGGUAACCACUUUGCUUGGAAUUAAGGUCCCACCAACCACACAAAAGCAAACAAUUGUAUAUGAAGACUCACCUAAUCAAGAAACCAAACUUGAACUUACUCGUGGUGCCACUUGCUUUACCAGUGGUGCCCUUGCAUUCAAAGGAUUGUCUCCGGAAGACCAAAAAUUCGCCCUUUCCACUACUGUGGAAUAUGCUCCACAUCCAUACAUUUUCAUCAGUCCAGCUGGAGCUACCAACGAUGGGUUGACCAUGGUAUCUGAAGAUAAGGAAUUCUCCUUCGAUAAGCUCCCGGAAUGGGAAUCUUCCAAGGUUAAGAAGUUGCCUAUGGUUUGGACAAACCCAGUCACCAAGGAACAUCAUUUACAAUUACAUGGAUGUUGCUUAUACAAGUUGCACACAACUAACGAUGACGGGAGUGUCACUACCUUGGACUUGAAGGAUGCUAGGAACAAGGCUCACGAAUUGAUGAGACCAGCCAUUGAACCAGAAAAGGUUUUGGCUCAUGCUUGGUCUGAAGGAGACUUGGUUAUCUUCUACAACAUAGGGGUUUGGCACAGUGUCACUGGGGAAUUCAAGGGAAUCAACAAGGAUGGUAAAGAUGAAAGAAGAUUGAUGCAUCAAUGUAAUAUCGCAUCUGCAGUAGAUCCGAAAACUAUUCAAUAA